Messenger RNA from Fonsecaea multimorphosa CBS 102226, 2514 nucleotides. RefSeq lists its product as uncharacterized. Gene Ontology annotation, cellular component: membrane; exocyst. Gene Ontology annotation, biological process: Golgi to plasma membrane transport; exocytosis; intracellular protein transport. The transcript is spliced from 2 exons. The coding region runs from base 1 to 2514 and encodes 837 amino acids. Lineage: Eukaryota; Fungi; Ascomycota; Eurotiomycetes; Chaetothyriales; Herpotrichiellaceae. The record is from RefSeq and is a predicted model, not a curated record.
AUGCCCUCAAUAGCGCCAUACAGAAAUGACAUGAAUAAUGUGCUUCAGCAGAUUGUUACGUCCUCCUCAGAGGCAGACACAUUGGAUCAAUUGAUUCCGUACAUCAAAGACUACAGCUACGGAAACAAGACUGCCCAUCUGCUGAGCCAGCUAUCAGACCUUGCCGGUGAGCGGGAGGCCGAGAUUGAGCGCCAAUGCAACACCAACCACCAGGAGUUUGUAAAGUCUGUUAAUCAGCUGCUCCGGAUCCGCGAGGGCACCGUCACUCUCACCAACGAGAUUCUCGAGCUGAAUCAGUCCAUUCAAGCGAGUACCGAGCGUCUCGUAGAUCAGAAGAAAGCCCUGGUUGAGUCCCGCGGCGUGAGACAGAAUAUCGAAGAUGCUCGGCACGCUCUGCAAGAUUGUCUAGAAGUUCUUCGCCUGGCGAAUCAAGUCCAGGAGCUUCGUGACCAAAAGAAACACUAUGCUGCUCUCCGAGCUCUAGACGAGUUGCAGAGCGUCCAUCUCCAGAAUGUCACGCAGUACGAGUUGAGCGAGCUCAUUCAGAAAUCGGUACCUGCGACUCAGAAAUCGAUUGCUGAAGCCGUCAUGGCCGACCUCAACACCUGGCUAUUUCGCGUCCGAGAGAUGUCCCAAUAUCUGGGGGAGUUGUCCUUCUACCAUACUGAUCUUCGCAAGCAGCGGCUGAAGGAAAGAUCCGAAAAGACAUCAUAUCUUGCCAACUUCAAACUCAACUCUGCCAUUGAGCUGGUGGCGGACGAACACGAGGAAUUCGACCUGCUCAAAAGCGAAGACCUCGAGGUGGAUUUCUCUCCGUUGUUCGAAGCACUGCACAUCCACCGCUCACUCGGUCAAAUGGAGAAAUUCAAGACCGACUACGCCGCCAGUCGCCGCGCUCAACGCGAUCUCCUGCUUCAGAAUUCCAUUUCCCUCGUCGACGAAGAGAUGGGCGAUCUCCACACUCUCUUGGAAGAUAUAGCAGGUUUCGCCAUCAUGGAGCGUGCCACGAUGAAAAAGGUCCCUGAUCUGCGCUCUACGACCGAGGUUGAAGAGCUUUGGGACUCGCUCUGCCAAACGGCAAUCUCAUUGAUGUCCAAGGCCCUCUCGGCCGUGGACAACGCCGAACACCUGCUGAAGAUCAAAAACCUCAUCUCCUUGUUUAUCCAGACCAUGAACGGCUUCAACUUCAACACAGCGGCCAUGUCCAAUUUCGUUUUGGUGUUGUUUGACAAGUACGCCGAGCUGCUCAAGCAGCGGUUCAGCGAAGACUUUAUCGAGAUCGUCAGCACAGACGAUUACAUGCCCAUGCCGAUCCAGAAUGCCGAGGAAUUCGAAAAAGUCGUCAACGUGUCCUGGUAUACGCCGGAUCGCCCUGUACAUGAAAUGACUUUCCCGACCGUCUUCCCCUUCUCGCAAAUGUAUCCGCUCUGCUGCAUCGACAUCCGCAACUUCCUGAACCAAUUCUACUUCUUCUCCGCGCAGGAGGACAAUGCGGGCGCGUCGCCGCUGACGGCCAAGAUCGAUUCCCAACUGCUGACCUCGCUCGACGACCUGUUGACCACCAAAGUCUGCGCCAGCCUGGUGUCGAAACUCUCGUCGCAGUACCUGGGCCAAAUCGUGCAGAUCCUGAUCAACCUCUCCCAUUUCACCACCGCCUGCCACGAACUCGAAACGCUGCUGGCCACGGCGCGUUCGUCGGCAUCCUCGUCAGCUCUCAACGGCGGCGGCGGCGGAGGAGGAAGCGCUGGCGUGGGUGUUGGCCCACCCGUCUCUCUCAAGGCCACUGCGCAAUUCAGCACGCACCAGAAGACGGCCGAGAACCGCAUUUUUGAGCUUGUCAACAGCAAAGUCAGCGACCUGAUCGAGACGGCCGAGUAUGACUGGCUGUCCCGCGACCCCCCAACCGAACCAUCAAACUACAUCCUCACCCUAACGCGGUACCUGUCCAACAUAAUCAACAGCGUGCUUCUCUCUCUCCCGUCUUCCCUCAAAGACCUCAUGCUCUUCAACGCCAUCUCCCACACCGCAUCCAGCAUCCUCUCCUUACCGCUGUCGCCACAAGUAGAUCGAAUCACCACGGCCUGCAUCGCCCAGAUGGACAUGGACAUCCAACACUUCCGGAGUUACGUCGAGACCCUGCCCAACAACAGCAUCCUGCUCGAGUCGCUGGACGAACUGAUCCAGACGGUCGCAUUGAUGAGCACCGACCAGCCCGACGAGUUCUACGACAUUUCUCUGCGGAACAAGAAAUACCGCAACGUCGACCCGCUCAAGGGUCCCGAGCUGCUGGAGAAGGUCGUCCAUGUCGAAGUCAGACCGCCAGCCGUGUCUGCUGCUAGAGGCGCAGGCGCGCAACACGUGCAUUUUGACGGUGGUGACAACGGUGGAAAAGAUGGCGGCGUGCACAGUCCCGGCGGUGCCGGCCUGGCACAUAGUGGGAGCACAGGCUCGAGAGGUGGCAACACUUUUGCGGCGCUGCAGAAUCGGUUCAUGUCUCAUGGCAGCGGGCGGUGA